UCCCGCGCGGCGAUCCGGCACUUACCGCCUCGCGCCCUUGUAUUGUGCGCGUUCCGAGAUCAAACAACAAACCAACCUCGCAGAUGCAUCCUGCAAGUGUUUCUCUGUGAAAUCUGGAUUUAAACCGUGCUAAUAUGGGUGGACUAGUGUUGUUAUUAGUGUUAUUCGCCGGUCUGGUGACCGCCGACAGGAAAUUGACCAUCUAUGAGCGACUUCGGGAGGACGCGGACCUCUCGCAGUUUCUUGCGUUACUGGAGCGUAACCUGAUAGCAAAUUCAACGCUGCAGCUCCGACAGAUGACACUGUUCGCGCCCACCAACCAGGCCUUCCAGAGAUAUAAUGGAGAAAUGGAUGACAACCUCGUCCUUUAUCAUAUAGCAAACCUUGCAAUAACGCUUACGAAUUUGGACUACGCGAUAUCGUCGGAACUGGACGGGAAUCCGCCAUUAUGGGUGACAAGGCCGAGGGACGUCGCGCACGAUGACAUUUAUGUCAAUAACGCUAAAGUCGACGUGUCCAGGUCUUACCAGUCUGUCAAUAAGAAUGGAAAGCGGCAGGUACUUCACGUGAUCGAUCAAGUGUUGCAGCCCCUCCAGCCGCACGGCUCCACCAGUAAUCCGGUUUACAACCCCAACGCGUAUCAGUUUCUAGAACAUUCCGACGUGUUUAAUAUAGGACAGCAUAGACUCAGAUCGUUUAGGCAAAAGGUGAAUCAACUAAAAAAGAAGGAGGUACUUAACGCUGAUGGUAGACACACUUUCUUUAUUCCAGUCGAUGAAGGCUUCAAGCCAACGACACGUUCCGAUCUCAUUGAUGAGAAAGUGGUGGAUGGCCACGUCAUACCACAUCACGUGCUGUUCACGCAGGCCACUGAAGAUAGCAAAGAGUUCGAGACUUUGGCCUUUAGUGAUAAUGUUAAAGUCACCAUUUCGUUUAGCACAACCGUUAACGGGAACGAAGAAAUCACAUAUGUUAAAUCGAAUACUGUAGCGGGCGACACGAAACACAGCAAAGGCGUGGUGAUGGCUGACAUCGUUCGAGCCAACAUCCCGGUCAAGAAUGGAGUGGUUCAUCUCAUCCAGAGACCUUUGAUGGUCGUCGAUACAUCCGUCAUCGACUUUCUAAAGGCAAUGAAGGGGAUUGAAAAAGAAGACGGCCCUCUCUCCAAGUUUUAUGAAGUUAUCAUGGAUUUAGGACCUAAUAACCCAUUUUUGAAUGAGCUUAUGAACGCUAAGGACGUCACACUUUUCGGCCCAUCCAAUGACGCGUGGAAUGAGCGCAGCGUCCAACAUAUUGUUAGGAAUCAUCAAAAACUAAAAGAAAUAUUAAAUUUACAUCUCGUUCGAGAGAGAUUACCGAUGGACCUCAUACUGCAAAAUAACCAGAAUCAGCUGCCAGGAAAAAUAUACCAAGCUCCGACGGCUUUGCCUCGCAAGUACUUGUACUUCAACGUGCUUCAGUAUGGGCACAAUCAGACUCUGACAGUGGAAGGUGGCGGCGUCAACGCCACUGUGACACAGCCGAAUAUAGCCGCUACGAAUGGCUUUGUGCAUAUAAUAGAUAGAGUUCUUGGAGUCCCUUACACAACCGUAUUCGAGAAACUAAAAACGGAUCCCAUGCUCAACAUCACAUACAGUCUCGGCAAGCGGCAGAUGUUCAACCAUCCCCUGAACGAUAUGGAACACCGGUACACUUACUUCGUCCCAAGAGAUCACGCUUGGAUGAAAUUCCAAAUCAGACAUCCUUCUGCAUUCAAGGCUCUCUUCCGAGAAGAUUAUGGAUACUUUACGAAACAACUUCUCGAAAGGCACGUGAUUAGGGCGUCUCGUGCGUAUACCGUGUCGGACCUGAAGCUACUCGCGAACGAAACGCAUCCUUUCGUGUUACCCACUACACGGGACCCGCUCAAACUGCGCGUCAAGGAAUCUGACAAGAAUUACUACGUGGAAUGGAACGGCCACUGGAUCCAUGUGUUCAGACCGGAUGUGGAGUGUACAAAUGGUAUCAUUCACGUCAUCGACGAACCCUUCAUCCUUGAGAGUGAUAUCAGAGCUACCGGUAGUGCUGACAAUCUUCAAAUUGCCAAUACUUUCUUUUUACUUUUAGCGUCCUAUCUUUUUGUGAGAGUCCUAGAGUUUUAAUACAAUUUAUCCCGUUUUUCAUUCCACGAAACAAUUCUACUUCCAAGUAAUUGUUUUGUAAGGACACACUUUUUGAAUUAUGAAACCAUUAAACUGAAGUAGCGGAAUUUUCCUAAAUGUUUUGAUCGUUAAUUUCAAUUGAUAUAGUUUUGAAUCUCAAUUAAUACUUUGCUUGAAUUUGUGUUUUGACUUACCGUACUUCCGUUUGUAUUAUGUGCGCAAUAACUAAAUAUAAAUUAUGUA
Molecule: messenger RNA, 2384 nt
Organism: Hyposmocoma kahamanoa
Lineage: Eukaryota; Metazoa; Arthropoda; Insecta; Lepidoptera; Cosmopterigidae
Gene: Fas1
Product: fasciclin-1
Exons: 16
Coding region: 135-2141 (668 amino acids)
Source: RefSeq, a predicted model, not a curated record